AUGUGUAGGUCGACGGACUACCCGGGCUUCCAGGCCAAGAGAGAAGCCCUAAAGAUUCAAGCCUUCUUCCUCCGCUUCAAGGGUUUGGAUUCUCGCAAGCCCUUGCCGGAGUCGCUCACGCUUUCGUAUCUCCCGAGGAUCAACGGCACCGCGCUCGAGGUCGGCGGGUCGAAGAUCCGACCCGACUCGGCGGCGUUCGUGACGCUCCACCGGGCGGUGAAUGCGAAGGUGAGGAAGGGGGAGGCGAUAUUCGGGUCGCGGGAGGCGGUUCGGGCCGGGGACGGGGUCCGGUUCGAGGCGUAUUUGAGGGAGGAGAAGAUGCUGAAGGGGAUAUUCAGGAAAGACGAGGGGCAGGAUUGGAAAUUGGAAUGCAAGUGUGUGCUGGAGAGCGAGAGUGUCGGGGCGGAGAUUACGGAGGCGGAGGUAUGCGUGGCCGUCGAGGGACACGUGGCGAUGAGCGAGAGGGUGAAAAUGGUGGUGAAAAGGCGGGGAAAGUGUGGGUUUCAUCCGCUGGAGGAGAUUCCGGAGGUGGACGAGGAAUCGGACGGCGAGUGCUUUUGUAUAUGUGGGGAAAUGGACGGUGGAGAUUUGGAGGAGGAUGGUGACGUGGAGGAGGAGUUGGAGAUGGAUGUGGAGGGAGUGAGAUGGGCUGUGGAUGUGGGCUUUUGGGUCAUGUGUUUGGGUGUGGGCUACUUGGUUUCCAAGGCCUCGUCCAAAAGUUUGAGACGCAGGAGAUUGUUUUGA
Molecule: messenger RNA, 744 nt
Organism: Fragaria vesca subsp. vesca
Lineage: Eukaryota; Viridiplantae; Streptophyta; Magnoliopsida; Rosales; Rosaceae
Exons: 1
Coding region: 1-744 (247 amino acids)
Source: RefSeq, a predicted model, not a curated record